AUGUUCCAGACGGCGGCGUACCUCGCGGAGCUCCUCGAAGCAAUGUUGACCCUCGGUCUGUACCGCGGCCUGACCAUGUUUGGACAGUCUGAGCUAUCGUACGAGUACCCGGGGACAGUCAGUGCAGUCAACACACCCCUGGGCAUUGAGGACAAACCUGCUCAUACUGCUGCUGGACACGUCACGCAACUUCUCCGCGUUGGUGUCGGGCAUUCUUCGCGCACUCGACGCACCGAGGUCAUUGUACGGCGCAUAUGGUGUACACGCCAAGUAUGGGGUAUCAAUGUGAUAGUAAAGACGACUGCGGACGUGCACCUCGACCUCGUCGUGUACGAUCAAGUGCGUCUGUGGUCGAAGUAUGCGAACGAGCCGCGCGCUGGCAAGCUUUGGUUCACCCAUUCAACGAGUGCAACGCGGACAGCGGCGCUCUUCCUGGAGGUUGUGAACAUUGAUUGA
This is a messenger RNA of Rhodofomes roseus, 456 nucleotides long. RefSeq lists its product as uncharacterized. The transcript has 5 exons. Lineage: Eukaryota; Fungi; Basidiomycota; Agaricomycetes; Polyporales; Fomitopsidaceae. The record is from RefSeq and is a predicted model, not a curated record. Bases 1 to 456 code for a protein of 151 amino acids.